AAAAACUUUUCAUCAACAGCGGCCAUUUUGCCCAGCACAGACUCCGAGAAAUUUUGGAAUUUGUAAUCAAAAUUGCGGCGUUUUGUGAUAUUCGGGGCCGCUUGAGGCGGCUUGUAAAGUGAUUCGGUAACUUUGUGCGCGCCCUGGUCAAGUCAGAGGUGGCGUGGAAGCCCUUUUGACGCCGCAAUUGGAUUCGGUGUUUGGCUGCUGGGGUUGUACGGUCAGUCGGUGCGGAGUGAGAGGCAGGCCGCAAGAGGCAUACGAGGAUGCCCGCCGAUGGGGCAGCCGCUCAGUGAGCACUUACUCGGCGCCGCUGGCAUGCGAUUGACGCCGCAGCCACCCAUCAGGACAAUGAAGUGAGGCCCCGGCCGCAAAAAGCGUCUAUAACGCGAUUUGAAAAAUACUACGAAAAAUUCGGAGCAGUGCAAUCGUCAACAACACCAUGGCUGAUCACAUCGUUGACGGUCCGCCCAACAAGCGGCAAAAACUCGCUGACCCCUUCCAGGGCCCGUCCGAUUCGUCUGUUUUGCUCCAUCACAAUCCAUACGAUUUUGGCUCUUCGUCCCCGCUGGGCAGUGAAGACGCAUCUUCCAACUCAACGCCAUGGAGGUCGCAGAAGAGAAAUCUCUUUUCGAACACGGACAUGCUGGACCUAGAGAAUGACCUUCCAGAUGAGCUCAUGUCCUCGAGUUCGUGGGGCGCCAGUGAGGUUGCGAAACAGCCUACAGGGCCUGGACCUGGUCAGGGUAUGCAGAACGGCGACCCUGGAGGAGGCAUGUCUGCUCCCGACACUGGAGGCGGCUCGAGUCUCAACCAGCGCCACCCCAACCUUACGCAUCUGAUGAACAAAGGUGCUGGCCCUGGCGGCCAUUUGGGCCCAGGUGGUCCCAAGACUAUGCAGUCGCCGCCAAACAAGUCUGAGCAGCAGCACCUAAUGAUGGGUGGCGCAGGAGGUGGCCAAGGGGCCGCUGUAAUGGCAAACAACAACAAUCUUAUGGCCAUGGGCAUGGCCACUGGCAAUGGAAUGCCUCAAAACUCUAUGAAUCUUGGCGGACCCAUGGGUAUCAAACAGCAGCAGCAGCCUGGACAGCCACAGAUGAUGGGCAUGCACCAGGGGAACGGGCCUAUGAUGGCCAAUAGGCCGCAUCUCCGACCUCAGCAGCAGCAGCACAUGCAACAACAGCAACAAAUGCUAGGUCAAAGGAUGCCCCAAGCAGGAAUGAAUCCUAUGAUGGGUGGCCCUGGUGGCUACAACUACGGUUCACCCAAUCCCCAAAUGGGACCACAGCGUGGCAUCGCACCUCCAAAUAUGACAAUUGGUCAACGGUUCCAGGCUCCGCCACAGCAGCCGCAGCAAGGACCCCAACAGGUGCCUGGCGCAGCCCAGCAGGGUCAACCCGACGGGAGCCAACAGGUGCAGCCCCCAGCGCAGUCUCCGGCACAAGCUCAACAAGGUCAACCUGUUGCCCAGCCUGGAGCAUCUCAGCAGCCAGGCCAGCCUGCGGCUGAUCCUGAGAAGAGAAAACUUAUACAGCAGCAAUUGGUGUUACUGCUGCAUGCCCAUAAGUGCCAGCGCAGAGAGAGCCAGGCAAACGGGGAAAACUGGCAGUGCGCACUUCCACACUGCAAAACCAUGAAAAAUGUCCUCAAUCACAUGACAACCUGCCAGGCAGGCAAGGCUUGCGCAGUGCCUCACUGCUCCUCUUCCCGCCAAAUAAUCUCCCACUGGAAGCACUGUACCAGAUCAGACUGUCCUGUGUGCCUGCCUCUUAAACAGGCUGAUAAGAGCAGGAGUAACCAAAAUGCCGUAGCAGCUCAACCCGCACAGCCAAAUGCUAGCGACAUGCGAAGAGCAUAUGGAGCACUUGGCAUUUCAGUACCCUCGGACCCUAUGUUAACUGGUGUUGGCCGUGGCGUUCGACUCCCAGGAGGACCGGCAACAGGCCCCCAAGGUGCAACAAUGGGACAACCAGGCACGCCUACAGCUCCUGGUCAGGUCAGGAUGUUAGCUGGGCAGAACACAACUUCUUCUGUUCCCAACGUAAACGUCCUAUUGGGCAUCCCUCCAGACCAGCAGGUGGGUCCACCGACUCCGCAGAAUCAGCAGCAACAGCAAUCACAACCUUCAAGUGCGGCUGUAACUAACAUGCAGAAGGCCCUCUUUGGGGGACAUGUUGCGCCUAGUGAUCCUCAAUCAGCUGGAAAUUUCCUGAUGAACCAGCAGCAACAGGGCUUGGCAGACGGCCGCCUUCCUGGCCUGCAGGGCCAAGUGACUGCAGCACCUGUCCAAGGAACAAAAGAGUGGCAUCAGUCGGUCACUCCAGACUUACGAAACCACCUAGUUCAUAAGCUAGUUCAAGCAAUAUUCCCUACCCCUGACCCACAAGCAAUGAUGGAUAAAAGAAUGAAUAAUCUUGUUAAUUAUGCUAAGAAAGUUGAAGGCGAUAUGUACGAAAUGGCGAAUUCAAGGUCUGAAUAUUAUCAUUUACUGGCGGAGAAAAUAUACAAGAUACAAAAGGAGCUUGAGGAAAAGCGGCAGCGACGGAAAGAGCAGCAACAGCAGCAAUUAAUGCAGCAGUCUCAGCAGGGUGUCCGUCCUACCGGUCCUCAGGCAGCCGGCGGCCAAAUGCAGGCCAAUUCAGCAGCGGGCACUCCUGGAGGCUUGGGUAACCUUUCUCCGAGUAUGAAUCAGUUGGCAGGAGCUCAAGGUGCAGCGCCCACACCCCAACAGCAGCAAGCACAGCAACAACAGCAGCAGCAAUUGCUGAACCAGCAAGGUCAACAAGGGGCGGGCGUUCGAAUGCCUCAGCAAUUCAUGCGUCCUACUGGCCCCAAUCAGCAAGGGGCGAUGGGCAUGGGAAUGGGAGGCAUGACUCCCAAUCAGCAGCAGGGUGCCAAUAGCUUCAAUAUGCAGAACCAGCAGCAACAACAAAUGGCUGGUAUACAACAACAGCAGCAGCAGCAAUUCUCAGACAUGAUGAAGAGUCGAAUGGCAACACCGAACGUGACGGCACCACCUCCGUUUGGUGCCAAUCAGCAGCCACAACAACAGCAAUUCAAUGCAAACUUGUUGAAUUCUCAACAGCAACAGAUGCAACAGCAGCAGCAGCACAAUUUGAUGGGCAAUCAAAAGCCUCAACAGAGCCAAAUGACUCCGCAGCCCCAACUGAAACAGGUCCCAAAAACUCCUAUUCGAACUGUGUCCAUGUCUUCUCAGCACCAAGCAAUUGCAGCGGCUCUGAACGCUGCUUCCGAGCCAGAGACUCCUUCCUAUAACAGUAUAGGAAAAGGUGGCGCCGGAAUGGGAAAGGGUGGAGGUGGUAUGGGCAAAGGAAAGCAUCAAGAUGACACCCCAUCAGGCAAGGAUCUCAAGUGCGACAUCAAAUCGGAGCGUGACAUCAAACCUGAUCCAGAUGGUGAAUCAAAGAUGGACGAAGGAGAUGAUGAUGCUGGUCCCUCUGGAAUCAAACGAGAGAUCAAAAGAGAGAUCAAAGAUGAGCCUAUGUCCACAGACACCCCUGACAUUAAACCUCCCAUCCCAGAACCCAUUCCUCAGCCACCUGGUUCUUCAGACAAGAAGCGCAAAUGCAUGUUUAAGCCAGAGGAACUGCGGCAAGCAUUGAUGCCAACUUUAGAAAAGCUGUACAGAUUAGACCCUGAAUCAAAUCCCUUCAGGCAACCCGUAGAUCCACAGAAUCUCGGCAUUCCUGACUAUUUUGAUAUUAUUAAAAAGCCAAUGGACUUGUCCACCAUAAAGCGUAAACUAGACACAGGCAUGUACCAAGACCCGUGGGAAUAUGUAGAUGAUGUCUGGCUUAUGUUCGACAAUGCCUGGCUCUAUAAUAGGAAAACUUCCAAAGUUUAUCGAUACUGCACCAAGCUGUCUGAGGUAUUUGAGGUGGAAAUCGACCCUGUGAUGCAAAGUCUGGGAUAUUGCUGUGGGCGCAAAUACACUUUUAACCCACAGGUGUUGUGCUGCUAUGGCAAGCAGCUAUGUACUAUUCCCCGUGAUGCAAAGUAUUUCAGCUACCAAAGCAGCCUAAUUCAAUAUGGAAUUGCUGGAAACAGAUACACAUACUGCCAAAAGUGCUUCAACGAGAUUCCUGGCGACUCGAUCACCCUUGGCGAUGACCCUACUCAGCCUCAAACGGUCAUCAAGAAAGACCAAUUUGUGGAAAUGAAGAAUGAUAACCUUGAAUUGGAGGCAUUUGUUGAAUGCUCCGACUGCGGCCGCAAACUUCAUCAGAUAUGCGAAUUGCACAUGGAGAACAUAUGGCCCAAUGGAUUUACUUGCAGCCAUUGUCUUAACAAGCAAGGCAAAAAGCGCAAAGAAAACAAGUUUAACUCCAAAAAGCUUCCGGUCACAAAGUUAGGUACCUACAUAGAGACCAGGGUGAAUAAUUUUCUCAAGAAGAAGGAAGCUGGUGCUGGCGAGGUCUCUAUAAGAGUGGUUUCAAGCUCUGAUAAAAUCGUAGAAGUCAAACCAGGAAUGAAGUCGAGGUUUGUUGAUACUGGCGACCUGUCUGAGACGUUCCCAUAUAGAGCAAAAGCACUUUUUGCCUUCGAAGAAGUAGAUGGGGCCGAUGUGUGCUUUUUUGGAAUGCAUGUCCAAGAGUAUGGAUCGGAGUGUCCAACACCAAACACGAGAAGAGUGUACAUCGCAUACCUUGACUCCGUACACUUUUUCCGUCCUCGCCAGUUCAGGACAGCUGUUUAUCAUGAAAUUUUACUUGGUUAUUUGGACUACGUAAAGCAGCUUGGCUACACGAUGGCCCACAUAUGGGCAUGUCCACCCUCCGAAGGCGAUGACUACAUUUUCCAUUGCCAUCCUCCUGAGCAAAAAAUACCAAAGCCGAAGCGACUGCAGGAAUGGUACAAAAAGAUGCUUGACAAGGGUAUCAUUGAGAGAAUUGUACUGGACUACAAGGAUAUUUUGAAACAAGCACUUGAAGACAAACUGAGCUCAGCUGCUGAGCUGCCCUAUUUUGAGGGGGAUUUCUGGCCAAAUGUACUUGAGGAAAGCAUAAAGGAGUUGGAUCAGGAGGAAGAAGAAAAGCGUAAGCAGGCUAAGGCUGCUGAAGCAGCGGCGGCAGCAGCUGCAAGUGCUGAGGAGAGUGAUGCAGGCCCUGAAGGCAAAAAGAAGGGUCAGAAGAAAGCAAAGAAGUCUAAUAAAUCCAAAGCCAAUCAGCGGAAGAACAGCAAAAAGUCAAAUUCUCUACAGACUGGCAACGACCUCUCGACAAAAAUAUUUGCCACCAUGGAGAAGCACAAAGAGGUCUUCUUUGUGAUACGGUUGCACUCUGCACAGUCAGCAGCAAGUUUACAGCCUAUAACAGAUCCUGAUCCUUUAAUAAAUUGCGAAUUGAUGGACGGUCGUGAUGCCUUCCUGACAAUGGCUCGUGACCGACAUUAUGAAUUCUCCUCUCUUCGAAGAGCAAAAUACUCAACGAUGGCUAUGCUCUACGAGUUGCACAACCAGGGCCAGGACCGCUUUGUCUACACAUGUAAUAACUGCAAGAACCAUGUAGAGACCAGGUGGCACUGCACACAGUGUGAUGACUAUGAUUUGUGUGUCACCUGCUACGAGAAAGACGGACAUGAACACAAGAUGGACAGGCUGGGCUUCGACCUUGACGACGGAUCCUCCCCUGCUGAUGCCAAACAAGCAAAUCCACAGGAGGCAAGGAAGCUAUCAAUUCAACGUUGCAUUCAGUCUCUUGUUCAUGCUUGCCAGUGUAGAGAUGCCAACUGCAGACUUCCAAGCUGUCAGAAGAUGAAGAGAGUCGUGCAGCACACAAAGAUCUGCAAACGAAAGACCAACGGUGGCUGUCCUAUAUGCAAGCAACUUAUAGCCCUGUGUUGUUACCAUGCAAAGCACUGCCAGGAAACCAAGUGUCCCGUGCCUUUCUGCUCAAACAUCAAGCAAAAGCUGAAGCAACAACAGAUGCAGCAGCGACUCCAGCAAGCCCAGUUGAUUCGAAGGCGAAUGGCUAUGACUACACAAAACUCAAGAGGCGCCAUGUCAGGCACACCAACGGGAGCGGCGCCUGCAGUUAUGGGCAUGAGCCACCAAGGUCCAAGUUCUCAACAAGCUGCAAUCAUGGGCAUGCAAUCACCACACCAACCUGGUGUUGGCAUGAAACCUGGAUCACAAGGACCACCUGCAAAUGUCUUGCAAGUUGUUAAACAGGUUCAGGAGGAGGCUGCACGACAACAUGCACCACUCACAGGCUAUGGCAAAGUUACUCCAACCGUCGGAGGUCAGCCAGCCAUAAUGCCACCCCCACAGAUGCAGCGGCCGAUGAACCAAAUGAACCAAGGCCCUGCAAUGCAACAGUCGCCUCUGCCUAGCAUGGGCAUGGAAUGGCAGAACCGUUUUGGUCCAGGAAUGCAGAGUCCAGGUGGAAUUAGACCUGGUGCUCCUCAGCCCAUGCAGCAACCUGGCCAACAGCAGCCAAACCAGAUGAUGGGUCAGAGUCCGCAACAGCAACAACAACCAAUGAUGGGGGCUGCCGGUCCCCAGAUGGCUGGCCCUGCUGGUCCUGGGGCCAUGGGUGCACAAAUGCAACCUGGCCAGCCUGGAGGCGUCCAUCCAAACCAGAAGCAGGCUUUGCAAUUAUUGUUGCAGACAUUGAAGUCACCUAACACGCCUGAGCAGCAGCAGCAAAUUUUGCAGAUCUUGAAGAAGAAUCCUCAGCUGAUGGCAGCAUUUAUCAAGCAAAGACAGAUGUACCAGCAACAGGGUCCGCAACAGCAAGGCCAAAAUCCACAGGGUCAACCUCAACAACAGCAGCAGCAGCAGCAGCAAUUUGGAAUGCAACAGGGCCAACAGCAGGUCCCUCAAGCGGGCGGUAUGCCGCCAGGCGGUCAACAGCAACAAAUGAUGCAGCAGCACCAACAGCAAUUGGGUGCAGGCGCCAUGCAGCAGCAACAACAGCAGCAGCAAACGCAGAGAAUGCAAAUGCAACAGCAAGCUCAGCAGCAGGGUGUUAACACUGCCGGUAUGGGCGCUGCACAAAUGGCCAAUCCACAAAUGAUGAACCAAAUGCAGCAACAGCAACAACAGCAGCAGCAACAGCAGCAGUGGUACAAACAUCAGCAACAGAUGAUGGCUAUGCGGCAACAACAACAACAGGCCCAGCAGCAAGCCCAGCAGGCUCAGGGUGGCUUCCAACAACCCCCAGCACCACCCUACUCACAAAGACCGCAGCGUCAGCAAAUGGGUUUUGGCCAGCAGCACACUUUCACCACAGACCAGUACGGCCAGCAGUUUCCCUCACCCCAACAGCAGGGAGCCCAAGGACAGGCCCAGCUGAGGCCAACCCCGCCACCGGUCUCGCCACAAAUGAUGGCACCACCCUUGCAGCAGAGUCAGCAGCAACAGCUUAUGCAGACUGUCAGGUCUCCUCCCCCGAACACCAUCGCAAGGUCGCCGCAACCUAAUGCCUCCCCUAGAACGGGUGGCCCACCUUCUGUUGGAGGAGCAGGAGGCGGAGGGCCCAUUCAGUCGCCACGAACGCAUGCUGUUCCAUCUCCUCGCAGCCAUCCGGUUCCUUCUCCGCACCCGCACCACACGCCGACCCACAGCCCGCACCCCAGCAUGGGUGUCGGGAGCAACGACGGUGGCGGCCCUUCGGAGAUGAUGCUGUCGCAGCUGCAAGGCGGCCAACACCAAAUGCCAAUGCAGUCGCCGCAGCAGAUGGGCAUGGGUGGUGGUGAUGUCAACGACACAAACGCCAUCACGCCGCAGGACCAACUGACCAAGUUUGUGGAGCAGUUGUAGUAAAAAUUUUGAGAAAUUCUCUCUCUCUCUCUCUCUGCUGUUGUGCCGACGGUUUGAGAGGAGGAGCAUCAAGAAAAAUGGCUGUGCUAAGGCAACAUGUAAGUUUUUUUUAUAAAACGAGCAGCACUCCGCCGCUCGCGUCUUACAAACCCCACCCGGUUGCCCCCAAGAAGCAGCUGAUAGAAUGAUCCGUCUUGUUCGAAUUAAAAAGAUCUCAUCGUGGAGCGCCGUUUUUGUGUCUGGAGGAGAGAACAUUUUUAAGUUUUUUUCCGAGCUGUAAGAUACGAACAAGUGGUUGUGAUGACUUUUUAAGGGAAUAAACUACUAUCAUACAAGCAGUGGCCUGUGGCAAUUUUUUUCAUGAUGCACAAUAAUAAGAAUGGACCUCUACCUCUACGCAGUAACUCUCUUUUAUUUAUUGGACGGUGACGAUGAUGAUUGCGUGUCUAACUUGACCUCUUGCAGACAUUCCAGCCCUUGACCACUUUGUUUAGAACAGCAUCGAAGCAAGUGCGCCCCCUCGUUCAGUUUCCUCUCUUCUUUUUAAUUUAUUGUUUAUUUCUCUUGGUGAUUUAUGUAGCAAAUCAAGACUCGCUCGGAGGGUUUGUUGUUCGAAAACGAAUCGCGCUCAAUGUACAGUGUAAAGUGUUGAGUUUAACGAUUGAUUGUAAAUGUACAUAAUAUGAUUCAAGUGCUAAUAACACAUUUAUUACGCCACAUGGACAUUGAGAGAAAACAGAAGUGAACUUGCUAUUCUAUUUGCUAGUAACAUAUUUAAUUAUUCUAAUUAUUACGUCACAAGAAAAACUAAAUGAGAAUAAUGAUUGUUGUUACAUAUUUAUUAAUUUGAUUUGAGGUAUUUUAGGCUUUGAUUUGUGCGCCUGUUACCCCAGUUCAUAGAUAUUUUAUAAGAGAACAGACACAAUUUGAACAUAUUGAUACUGCUGUCUUCUGUAGCCAUUAUGUCAAUGAGCAUUUGAUGAUUUUAUAAUAAACCUUGAAUAAAUUUAAUCAACACGCUUUUCAAUU
Messenger RNA from Neocloeon triangulifer, 8812 nucleotides. RefSeq names its product CREB-binding protein (gene nej). NCBI's taxonomy places the organism in Eukaryota, Metazoa, Arthropoda, Insecta, Ephemeroptera, Baetidae. Bases 443 to 7783 code for a protein of 2446 amino acids. Gene Ontology annotation, cellular component: histone acetyltransferase complex; nucleus; transcription regulator complex. The record is from RefSeq and is a predicted model, not a curated record. Gene Ontology annotation, biological process: positive regulation of transcription by RNA polymerase II; lipid metabolic process; intracellular signal transduction. Gene Ontology annotation, molecular function: zinc ion binding; histone acetyltransferase activity; protein binding. The transcript is spliced from 22 exons.